Messenger RNA from Lymnaea stagnalis (great pond snail), 681 nucleotides. The record is from the annotation of a GenBank genome assembly. NCBI's taxonomy places the organism in Eukaryota, Metazoa, Mollusca, Gastropoda, Lymnaeidae.
AUUGAAAAUGGAACCAAUAUCACUCUUCCAUGCACAUAUGGAUGGGUCUACCAUGGGGAAUUUGAGUCAACUAUUAUAACUGAGGUGUGAUUAAAUAUUUUGUUUUUUAAAUGAGAAUAAUAAAUACUCUUUUGGUUGUCAAUAAGAUAUUUUAAUUGAGCAGUUUAUAAACUGCUGGGUGCUGUCCGUGGCUAGACAGGGGUAGAUAGUACUUGGGUGGGUAAGGUCAAGCUUUUCACCAAUUGUUGUUUUUAAAUGUAUUUGUUUCUGUAAUUGCUAAUUUUUAUGUGAAGCACGGUGAACUUAGCCCUAGCUGGGGUACUGCGCCAAAUAAAACCACCUAAUAAUAAUAAUAAUAAACAUUGGUAAAAUCUCUUUGAUUUAAAUUUGAUUAAUUAAGGGAGGAGGGUGACCUUGUGUGGGUUUUUAGUUUCACCUGUCUUAUUUUGUCUACAAAAUAUAUGCCAUUAAUCAUUAAAUUUAAAUUGACACAAACACAUUGCAAAAUAAAAUAAUUUUCCUCAUAACAAUUAUUUUUAUCAACAGUGGGACUUGGUAUGUGUUAGAGCCUACCUCUCAGAGCUGUCAACAACACUUUAUUUAGUAGGAUCCAUGUGUGGAGCUUUAUUUAUCUCAGCUUUGUCAGACAAGUUUGGUCGCCGAUUGUUAGUCCUGAUUUGU